UAAUCCCACAUCCCAACUUCCUCUCUCUCACUCACACCAAACUCACCUCUCUCUUCCCCGUCUCUCUCUCCCUCUCCCUCUUCCCGCCUGAGAAGAAGAAGCUCUCUCUCUGAAGCAAACUCGAUCGGAGAUGGUGAGCGCCGAAGCAGCGAGGAACGUCGUUGGCAUCAUCGGUAAUUUUGUUUCCCUGUUCCUCUUCCUCUCACCAUGCCCAACCUUUUAUAGGAUUUGGAAGAAAAAGUCGGUGGAGGAGUUCCAGGCGUACCCAUACCUGGCAACGGUGUUGAACUGCCUCAUGUGGAUAAUGUACGGGUUGCCGGUGGUUCACCCGGACAGCACCCUCGUCGUCUCCAUCAAUGGCUUUGGGCUUGUGGUGGAGCUCAUCUACCUCUCACUCUACUUCACGUAUGCUCCCAAGAACGGAAGGAUGAAGGUGGUGCUGACUCUCCUGAUCGAGGUUAUUUUCGCCGCUGCAGUCAUGACGGGGGUCAUUUUGGGCCUGCACACCCAUAAGAAGAGGUCUCUUGUUUUAGGUGUCAUCUGUGACGUCUUCAACAUCAUCAUGUACGGCAUGCCUCUCUCUAUCAUGAAAAAGGUAGUCACAACGAAAAGCGUGGAGUAUAUGCCGUUCUUCCUCUCCUUGACCGGCUUCCUCAACGGCUGCAUUUGGACGUCCUAUGCCCUUAUCAAGUUCGACAUCUACCUCCUGAUAAGCAAUGGACUCGGGGCAAUACUAGGGGCAGUGCAGCUCGUCCUGUACGCCUGCUACUACAAAUCUACUCCGACCAACGUAGUUGCUGCUGCGGAUGCAAAGAAGCCAAACCGGCCCAAGAUCCAGCUCUCGGGCUCCGACAACGUUUGAUCCCCAAUUCCAGGACACCGCUCUUCUUAGGAGGGCCUUUCGAAGUUUCACAACUCUUGCCGUAGUCUUCUUGUUCUCUCUUUAAUUUCCGGUUGAUUUCUUGCUGAGCAAGCGAAGCUCAGAAAGAUGUCAAUUUUUCGGAGAUUCAUGUUAUUCGUAAGAUUAGGUCGGGAUACGAAUGCUAGGAAGUUUUAACUAGGUUUUUGCAUAUAAGAGAACGACGAUGUUUCUUUCGUGCCCUGCUCAAUCCUGUAAGUUUCCAUUAAUCCUCAAAAUAAUUUUUAUCAGUGAUUCCAUUGGAUA
Molecule: messenger RNA, 1165 nt
Organism: Punica granatum (pomegranate)
Lineage: Eukaryota; Viridiplantae; Streptophyta; Magnoliopsida; Myrtales; Lythraceae
Source: RefSeq, a predicted model, not a curated record